ACAAGAAUAGUGUUUUCCAUCUGCUUCUUUGGGAGCUCCGCUCCUCUCAUUCUCACUCUUUCACCCUAACCCAAAGAAGUGCAGGGGGAGAAGAACCUCUCUCUCUCUCUCUCUCUAACUCUCUCUCUCUCUCUUUCUCUCUCUCCCCCAAUUCAUCAACAAAUGGAGAGCUUCACCCUUCGCUCUCUCUCUUCCUCCACCUCCCACUCUCUCUCUUCCUCCUCCCCUGCUUCCUUUCUUCAUCAUCGUCCCCGCCCCAUCCCCAAAUCCCUGCCGUCCAUUCCCCCAUUCCCCACCUCCCACUCCAUCCUCACCCUCCGAUCAUCCCCCAAUCCUCUCUCUCUCUUCUCCCCCCUCCCAAAACCCCGCACCAGUAGGUCCCACUCCUCCAAGAUCCAAGCCUCAUCAUCACCCCCACCCCCACCACCACAAAAGCAAUCCAACGGCGCAAAACCUAUCCCGCUCGUAAUCUCCGUCGCCAUUGGAGUCCUCGUCCGAUUCUUCGUCCCCAAACCCGUCGAAGUCAGUGCCCAGGCCUGGCAGCUCCUCGCCAUCUUCCUCUCCACCAUCGCCGGCCUCGUCCUCAGCCCAUUGCCCGUCGGCGCCUGGGCUUUUAUUGGUCUCACGACCUCCAUCGUCACCAAAACCCUCUCAUUCACGACGGCGUUCAGCGCCUUCACCAGCGAGGUCAUCUGGCUGAUCGUCAUCUCCUUCUUUUUCGCCCGCGGCUUCGUGAAGACCGGAUUGGGGGACCGAAUCGCGACCUACUUUGUGAAAUGGUUGGGGAAGAGCACUUUGGGGCUGUCGUAUGGGCUCACGCUCAGCGAGGCCUUGAUUGCGCCCGCCAUGCCGAGCACCACGGCCAGAGCCGGUGGGGUUUUCUUGCCGAUCAUCAAGUCGUUGUCGCUGUCGGCCGGGAGUAAUCCUGGCGAGCCGUCGAAGAAGAAGCUCGGGUCGUAUCUGAUACAGUCGCAGUUUCAGUCCACUGGUAACUCUAGUGCUCUUUUCCUUACUGCUGCGGCUCAAAAUCUGCUAUGCCUUAAAUUAGCUGAAGAACUAGGGGUAGUAAUGUCAAGCCCUUGGGUUUCUUGGUUCAAGGCUGCCAGUUUACCAGCAAUUGUUUCGCUUCUAGUUACUCCACUAGUUUUAUACAUGCUUUAUCCUCCAGAAACCAAAGACACGCCUGAUGCCCCUGCUAUGGCUGCUAAGAAAUUGGAAAGUAUGGGUCCUGUCACGAAAAAUGAGUGGAUCAUGGUUGGUACAAUGCUUCUUGCGGUAUCUCUGUGGGUCUUUGGAGAUGCUCUUGGCAUACCAAGUGUUGUAACUGCAAUGAUUGGCUUAUCGAUACUCCUUUUAUUAGGAGUCCUUGAUUGGGACGACUGCUUAAGUGAAAAAUCAGCAUGGGAUACCUUAGCAUGGUUUGCUGUUCUAGUGGGCAUGGCUGGCCAAUUGACAAACCUCGGCAUUGUAGGCUGGAUGUCUAAUUGUGUGGCCAAGUUCCUUAUGUCCUUUUCUUUGAGCUGGCCUGCUGCAUUCGGUGUUCUUCAAGCAGCUUACUUCUUGAUUCACUACCUCUUUGCAAGUCAAACUGGUCAUGUGGGUGCUUUGUACUCUGCAUUUCUUGCUAUGCACUUGGCAGCUGGCGUGCCCGGUGUGCUGGCAGCAUUGGCUUUAGCUUACAAUACAAAUCUUUUUGGUGCUCUAACACAUUAUAGCAGUGGCCAGGCUGCUGUCUACUAUGGAGCUGGCUAUGUAGACCUUCCUGAUGUAUUCAAAAUGGGCUUCGUGAUGGCUCUUAUUAACGCUGGCAUCUGGGGUGUAGUUGGAUCUUUCUGGUGGAAAUUUUUGGGACUCUAUUGAUUCUAAUUCUCUUUGUAAGUAAACAUUGGUCUCCUAGGUUGUAUAACGUCCUGUUUCAGGUCAUUGCUGAGCUCAUUAUUUAUUCUCGAAGGAAAUUUUUGAGUUUUGACCUUCAUUUUAUCAGUCUAGCUUUUAACACAGUUGCAUCAGUGCAUUGAUGCCUCAUUCAAAUAUGAAUAUGAUUAGUCAAAACCAAAAAUAAAAUCAACGUAAAUUGUUGUUCUACUUUCCUUUUCGUGAAAGCCAUGAUCUGGGAAUAGUUAAUUCUUUUAUAUUCUGAACCAGUACCUUUUAUAUGAAGAGAAUACUUUUCUUUAA
Morus notabilis is the source of this 2178-nucleotide messenger RNA. Its product is annotated as dicarboxylate transporter 2.1, chloroplastic. The record is from RefSeq and is a predicted model, not a curated record. Gene Ontology annotation, molecular function: transmembrane transporter activity. Lineage: Eukaryota; Viridiplantae; Streptophyta; Magnoliopsida; Rosales; Moraceae. Bases 163 to 1860 code for a protein of 565 amino acids. The transcript has 4 exons. Gene Ontology annotation, biological process: transmembrane transport. Gene Ontology annotation, cellular component: membrane.